Molecule: messenger RNA, 2864 nt
Organism: Fusarium oxysporum Fo47
Lineage: Eukaryota; Fungi; Ascomycota; Sordariomycetes; Hypocreales; Nectriaceae
Exons: 6
Coding region: 332-2572 (746 amino acids)
Biological process (GO): macroautophagy
Cellular component (GO): fungal-type vacuole membrane
Molecular function (GO): protein binding
Source: RefSeq, a predicted model, not a curated record
UAUGUGUUUGAGCUGUGAGACCCUGUAGUUGGGGAUCAGCAUCAUGAUCACAGAGCGUUAUGCAUGGGAUGAGCGAGAGUCGAUGAUGCUUUGACUUUGAGGGAGAUGCUUGGUAUGGGGAUGGUGAGAGAUUGAGGAAGGGAUUUGUUUGAGGUUCGUGGUUGGCUUCAUGGAGAGAUGUUGUGUAUAAAGUGAAGGGAGAAGCGCGGCGAGAAGAGAAGUCUCAUCGCUCACAGCUUCACAUCUUCAAGCAUCACAAUAUCACAAUCACUACCAGUUUAGCAGCUAUCACCAGCCUCAUUAUCCUCUUCAGAAUAAAAAAAAACUCAAAAUGAGAUUCCUCAACCUCGCAGCCCUCGCAUCCGCCGUGGUCGCUCAAUCCGACCUCGCCAGCAUUCUCUCCUCCCAAUCCGACCUCUCCACCCUCGUCGAGCUCCUCGCUCUCGUCCCCGACAUCGCAGAGACUCUCGCAUCUGCCAGCAACAUCACCAUCUUUGCUCCCACCAACGAUGCAUUUGCCUCGGUCCCCCGAGACAUUCCUGAGGGAGAGGCUAUUUCCCAGCGCAACGACACCAUCGCUAUCGGUGCUCUGCUGUCAAACCAUGUCUUCAAGGGCUAUUAUCCUGCCAAGGUUGCGACGGACAUUCCUGUGUUUGUGCAGUCUCUGCUGGAUUCAAGCUUUGUCAAUUAUCGUCAGCCGUUUGGUAACUUUACUGGGGGUCAGUAUAAUGGUAUUGUGAAGGAUGGCGAUGAUGUCGUUGUCAUCUCUGGAGAAGAGACUCUGUCCUAUGUGACUGAAGCCGAUAUCAAGGUCGGUGACUCGGUCAUCAUCCACAAAGUCGACAAGCCUCUCAGUUUUGGUGCUCCUCUCCAACUCUUCACCCGCCGCGACAACCUCCUCAACUUCAACGCCGCUCUCAACGCAGCUGAUCUUCCCUACAACUUCGGCAACCUGGAUCGUGACUCCUCUACCCUUGUCAACAUCUCUGACUUCACCGUCUUCAUCCCCAACGACCCUGCUUUUGAGGCUAUUGGUUCAGUCCUCGAAGGCGCUGAUCUCAAGACUCUGCAGGAGGUGUUGAAAUACCACAUCGUGGAUGAUGUUCUCUUCUCUACUGAUCUAGCCAACGUCAGCGUUCCUAGUCUGCAGGGCGCUGAUUUGACGUUUACUGUUGCUGAGGAUGGAAGUGCUUGGGUGAAUGGUGCUAAGAUUCUCUUCACCAAUGUUCUUCUCUUCAACGGUGUCGCUCACGUUAUCGAUGGUACUGACGACAACAGUGUCCUCAACCCUGCCGACGAUCCCUUUGACCGUGCUGAUCUCAAGCCCGCCGCUGAAGCUGAUGACCGCCUUGCUUUCCCUGGCGCAACACCCGUCUCCAAGCUCCCUUUCUCAGUCAUCAGCUACGCCGACGACAGCCAGCCUACUUACACCACCCCCGAGCUCCUCAAGACACUCAAGGCCAUUGACGUCUCAGCUCUUGCUACUGCCACCGCUACCGCUGAUGCUACCACUGAUGCUGGAGAGACUACUCCCACUCCUACCGGAGUCACACCCGUUGUCAACGCCGCAAGCUCCAAACUUUUACCCCCCAAGAACAGGCUUCGCCCAUCGCUUUCAGUUAUUGUACCAUUUCUCGAACCCUCAAAUCAUAGAGGCGCAAUUUCUCAACUUCCUCUGGCCAGCAGAUUGAUAGCGGCACCAGCACGAAUUUGCCAGCAUUACCUGUCCGGAGGAAAGCCAUUUACUUCGUCUACGUUCAAGCUGCAGGAGCAGUCUCAGCCUAUCAACAUGGGCUCUAAAAUCAAGAAUCUAGAUGGCCUCAAGGACCAUCUUACUCAUGAUAAACUUGACGAGCUGCGGAAUUUCUGGUUUGAGCAUAUCCCCGAGAUGGCCGAUCGUAUCCUCGCUCCUCAAGAAUUACAAAAGAGAUGGUUCUUCUCAGACAAAGAGUUCGACAAUGUCUGCGUCACUCGAUUCAGCCCUAUACUAGAAGCCAUCCGCGGCGCGGGAGUUACAUCCGCGCAAGAGCUUCUGUCGGUUGCUCAGCCUCGGAACUCGCUAGACUGGUUGAGCCUGAUCAUUCUGCUCGACCAAAUUCCUCGCAACUCAUAUCGCGGCGAGAAAUCAUCCAUCUGCUUUACUUACUUCGACCCUAUCGCGCAGCAGGUAUCCCAUGAAGCCAUCAAGCAGGGCAUCCCAGAUAAGGCACCUGAGAUCCGCUGGGUCUUCUCCCACCGGAACUGGUUCUACAUGCCCUUGAUGCACUCAGAGGACAUAUCUGCACAUGUUAAGGCCGUUGCCGCUUUCGAUAAGAUGAAUCAGGAUAUACUGAGCUUGAUGGAGGGAACGGGUGGUGCAGACGAGUACGAGAGGAAGGCAAGGGAAGUGGUGCAGGCGGAUCCUGAAGCAGCGAAGUCAGUUGGUGAGACGAAUAAAGUGUUUGAGGAGAAGCAUAAAGUGAUUAUUGAGAGGUUUGGGAGAUAUCCACAUAGAAAUAAGGCACUUGGGAGGGAGGCGACGCCGGAGGAGGUGGAGUUUCUCGAGAGUGGGGGUGAUACUUUUGGUAGCUGAGAUGCCUGAUGCAUGCAUUGCAUAGCGGAUCAUUAUGAUCUGCACUAUUAACAAUGACCCCAUUGAGCUAAGAUGCCUGCCAUGUUGGUUCAGGUACGCUAUCAAAACAAUUGACGAUCAUAUUCGCGUAUCAACGAGGGGUACACACUGUAGUCGCGGACGGGGCAUUGAUGAGUUCAGAGGUAGGUACCAGGUACUAAGUUGAGGGUAAGUUCGGAAUAGACGCCUCGAUUUUUGGAAGAGUUUAGGAUACCUAAGGUUGAUCAAUAUGCGGACAACGGGACAAUUAACC